AAGGGGUGUGGCCUCGGCCCUGGGGUGGCGGCCGUUGAGGCCGUGGCGCCUGCGGGCGGUGCUGCGGCUCCGGCCUGCGCGAAGUGGUCCCGCCCUGAGCGGGUAGCGGAGCGCGGGGCGGGGCCUGGCGAGAGGGUGGCGGCCCGCAGGGCGGGGGCGGGGCCGGCCUCUGCCUCCUUCUUCCUCCGCAUGUGGCUGGCGGCCGCGCAGCAGUUAGGUUCACGCUCUGUUCUCCCGCCGCGUCUCCUCAAGGCUCCUCUGGCCUGACGGGAGCCAUGUCGAUCUCCGAGAGCAACCCGGCGACCGCCUCCCUGCCCAACGGGGACUGCGGCCGCCCCAGGGCGCGGCCCGGAGGGAACCGGGUGACGGUGGUGCUGGGCGCGCAGUGGGGCGACGAGGGCAAAGGGAAGGUGGUGGAUCUGCUCGCGCAGGACGCCGACAUCGUGUGCCGCUGCCAGGGAGGGAAUAAUGCUGGCCACACGGUUGUUGUAGAUUCUGUGGAAUAUGACUUUCACCUUUUACCUAGUGGAAUAAUUAACCCAAAUGUUACUGCCUUCAUCGGAAAUGGAGUGGUAAUUCAUCUUCCUGGAUUGUUCGAAGAAGCGGAGAAAAAUGUUCAAAAGGGGAAAGGUCUGGAUGGCUGGGAAAAGAGGCUUAUCAUAUCGGACAGAGCGCAUAUUGUGUUUGACUUCCACCAAGCAGCUGAUGGCAUCCAGGAACAGCAGAGACAAGAGCAAGCAGGAAAAAAUUUGGGCACCACGAAAAAGGGCAUUGGCCCAGUGUAUUCCUCCAAAGCUGCUCGGAGUGGACUCCGAAUGUGUGAUCUUGUUUCUGACUUCGAUGGCUUCUCUGAGAGGUUCAAAGUUCUAGCUAACCAGUACAAAUCUAUAUAUCCUACUUUGGAAAUAGACAUUGAAGGUGAAUUACAGAAACUCAAGGGUUAUAUGGAAAGGAUUAAACCGAUGGUGAGAGAUGGAGUUUAUUUCCUAUAUGAGGCCCUCCAUGGACCACCCAAGAAAAUCUUGGUAGAAGGUGCAAACGCAGCAUUGUUAGAUAUUGAUUUUGGAACUUACCCUUUUGUAACCUCUUCAAACUGUACUGUUGGAGGUGUCUGCACAGGUUUGGGUAUGCCCCCUCAAAAUGUUGGAGAGGUGUAUGGAGUUGUGAAAGCUUAUACCACCAGAGUUGGUAUUGGUGCCUUUCCCACAGAGCAAGACAAUGAAAUUGGAGAAUUAUUACAAACACGGGGUAGAGAAUUUGGAGUAACUACUGGAAGGAAAAGAAGAUGUGGCUGGUUGGACCUUGUUUUACUCAAAUACGCUCAUAUGAUCAAUGGAUUUACUGCGUUGGCCCUUACCAAGUUGGAUAUUUUGGAUAUGUUUACAGAAAUCAAAGUUGGAGUUGCUUACAAAUUAGAUGGGGAAAUUAUACCUCACUUCCCAGCAAACCAAGAGGUCUUAAACAAAGUGGAAGUUCAGUAUAAGACUCUCCCAGGAUGGAACACAGACAUAUCUAAUGCAAGAACAUUUAAGGAGCUGCCUGUCAAUGCACAAAAUUAUGUUCGGUUUAUUGAAGAUGAACUUCAAAUACCAGUUAAAUGGAUUGGUGUAGGUAAAUCCAGAGAGUCCAUGAUUCAACUUUUCUAAGGAUUGCCAGCAAUGCAUGAGACACUCCUUGAAAGGAAGGGAAAAAUAUGCAAGCAUUUCACUACGGUCUGCAAAUUCACGAGUAAAGACAUUGAAGUGAGUUUUAAACUGGCAUUGGUUUGCAGUCUCUGACGGAUGGCUGUCAUGGAUAGACUGGCGCCUUCCCAUCCAGCUUCUCAGCUGGCAUGGCUGCCGCAUCUGUUGCUCCUGCUGCUCAUGGUGCCACACACAGUUCCUUUCCAUGUUUAGUAAUUGUAUAAUCCUUGUUUGAAAUCUAAAACUUCCACCAUAGUUUUUCUUCAUUGUUGUCAUUGUGUUUGAGUUUUUACCCUGACUAGAUGGUGAGAACAAUUAAUGCAGUUUUGCACAAAUAUUUUUACAUUCUGAUCAUUCAAUUCUGUCAUUGUAAUCUUUGCUGUUAGAAAGAAAUGAUGAAAAGAUAGGGGUUCUGUCAACUUUUGUAAUGCUAUGAAUUCUGUUUAAAUUGUGAACUGCUUAUUUUCUGCCGAGACCAUUGCAAAAUUGAGCUUUGGUUGGGUGGGGGGAGUAUGUUCAUGGGACCUUUAAUUUGUACAGAACACAAAACUUUGUUCUCUCUGCAAUUAUUUAAUACAAUGAACUUUUAAUUCUGUGUUUAAAAAGAAGAGAUGUUUCCCUACAAUAACAAACUUAAUGUUAAAAUAUUAUUAAAGAAAAUCUGUUGUGAUAUGUGGUGGAUAUUCUUUCUUUGUUUUCAAAUAUGAGCUCAAAUGUAUAUCUUUUUCCUUUUUUUUUUUAAGCAUACUAUUGUUUCUAAGAACAACAGGUUGGCUGUCAACAUUGUUUCUGCCAGUAUACCUACAAAAUGACCCAUAAGUACCCACAGGAACCCAAAUUGUCAGCCGUAAUUUUGAUCAUGCCUUCAUCCCUCCUUUCUUAAAAAAAAAAAAAAAAAAAGACAGUUAGGUGUUAUAUCAUGCUGUAGAUUAUCCUUCCAUGAACUAUUAAAUGUUUAAAUUAGGUAUCACUUGGAAUUAUUUUAUUACAUCAUCAGUGGCUGAUUAAAAAGAACCAACUAUUUCCAGUA
Molecule: messenger RNA, 2712 nt
Organism: Meriones unguiculatus (Mongolian gerbil)
Lineage: Eukaryota; Metazoa; Chordata; Mammalia; Rodentia; Muridae
Gene: Adss2
Product: adenylosuccinate synthase 2
Exons: 13
Coding region: 276-1646 (456 amino acids)
Biological process (GO): IMP metabolic process; 'de novo' AMP biosynthetic process
Cellular component (GO): cytoplasm
Molecular function (GO): adenylosuccinate synthase activity; GTP binding
Source: RefSeq, a predicted model, not a curated record